Messenger RNA from Phytophthora nicotianae INRA-310, 824 nucleotides. RefSeq lists its product as hypothetical. Lineage: Eukaryota; Oomycota; Peronosporomycetes; Peronosporales; Peronosporaceae. The record is from RefSeq and is a predicted model, not a curated record. The coding region runs from base 442 to 801 and encodes 119 amino acids. The transcript has a single exon.
CGGUGGAACACGUUGAGUCCGAGCUGGCUGACUAUUAGGCGGUGAUCGUCGCGCGCUCACAAGCGGCCCAGGCGGAGACCGUCGUCUCGAGGUGAGACCGUCAGUUGGCUGCCCGACGAUCAGUCUUCAUUGCACUCUUCCUGUGGAAGAUGGGCUUGAGGCCCUAGCGAACGGGAGGGGCAACCGCAUCACUCUACACCCACCCACGGCUUCAUUCUGCCUCACUUGGGUUUCUCGGAGGUUUGCACAAACGAAGAUUCCUCUACGAUGGCGCCAGUGCCCAAUCUUCUGUACUCCGGGCAUUGCGCGUUGCGAGCUGGCGCUCGCACUAUCUCCUGGCUAGGCUCUUUGAGAGCCUCUCUCGCGAUGGCGUGUUCAACUGAAUGCCAGCUACGAGCAGUAGCUUAUCCUGCAAAUGGAUUGACUUGAUUCAAGCCUUGCAUGCGAAGCUCGGCGAUCCGGAAGAGCUUACGACGCUUUGCGGCUACAUUUACUGCAGCCCCACAAUCUUUAACCGACACCAAGCAGCGUUCGGGCAUCAUCAAAGUGGUCGUUGCACCAUUAAAAUGCCAGUGUCUCGACAACCACGACCAAGCAACAAGAUCAACUCCGCAAAGCCCGAAGAGCUCUUCGCCACGUAUGUGCUGCCCUGUGAUUGGCACCUCGCAGGUCGAAGUUGAAGUGGUAUUUCCACCAAUGGGACACCGCCGACACGCCCCUAAGGAUUUCGGGAGGCAUCCCGACGUGUUCAUUCUUCAUUUUACCUUCCUGCAACUACACCUCGCAGUUUCCCCUCUCUAAACACCAUGAGCAAGCUCGACCGC